CAGUGGGGCAGUGGGACUCGUCUCAGAUCACUGCUAGUGCAGACUGGACAGAAGACUCAUCUUCUCUACUUCUGCACUUCACAAGACUGCACGAGAGUGAGGAGCAAAGAAGAAAAAAAACAGAUAAACACACUAACCAAAACACAGAGAAAAAAGAAAGAAUGGUAUAUGUUUUUAAUUGGAUCUAGACUCCUUAUUUAAGGCUUCCCAUGUCUUAGGAUUCGAGGACAUGUUCUAAGUUUUCUUUUCUUAUGUUUUUUUUUUUUUUUUUUUUUUUUUAAUGAAUAAUCAAUUUAAAGUAACCGCACAUUAAGAGGAAUGGUCUUCAAGGUUUCAUCAAUCCAGAUAUUCAGGAUUUGUCUUUAUAUAUCUGAGGAGAGAAGAUUGUGAGUGUGGAUUUGAUUAUAUAUGCAGUAUAUGUAUAUAUAACAUAUUUUGUGUCAGUUUAAAAGAUACACAGGGAAAAAAAGGUUUUGCCUAAGCUCUGGAUCUUUAAUUUCACUGUACCAGCAAGAAUGGAUCUUGUGACAAUUUAUCUUUUACUGCUGGCUUUUAUAGACGGCCUCCAGGUGGUCCUAUGCUCUGGUCGAGACUGCCUGCGGGCAGGUGAGUGGUGUUCCAGCGACCCCGCCUGCAGCCCUCGGCUCAGGACCCUGCGGCAGUGUGUGGCUGGGAAUGGCAACAUGAAGCUGGGCCCGGGGGCCCGCAACCAGUGUGAGAAUGCAGUGACAGCCCUGCACUCCAGCCCCCUGCAUGGUUGCAAGUGUAAGAGAGGCAUGAAGAGUGAGAAGAACUGCCUCAGCAUCUACUGGAGCCUCCACCAGUCCUUCCUACAUGGAAUGAACCUGGUGGAAAACUCUCCCUAUGAACUGGUUGAUAAGGGUUUUGACUAUGUAAGGCUGGCCUCUAUAGCUGCUGGCUCGGAGGUUGGCAUGACGGCGGUGAACCGUUGCCUGGAUGCGGCCAAGGCCUGCAACGUUGACGACACAUGUCAGAAGCUGCGCACGGAGUACGUGUCGGCCUGCAUCAAGCCCACGGUCAAGCCUGGGCCUUGCAACCAGGCCAAGUGCAACAAGGCCUUGCGCAAGUUCUUCGACCGCGUCCCGCCCGAGUACACUCACGAGCUGCUCUUCUGCCCCUGCACUGACACGGCGUGUGCAGAGCGUCGGAGACAGACCAUCGUCCCUGCCUGCUCCUACGAGAGCAAGGACAAGCCCAACUGCCUGACCAUCCUACACUCCUGCAAGACUGACUACGUGUGCAGGUCCAGGUGGGUUCAGUUCCAGUAUAACUGCCAGCCUUCAACACAGACAGCUAGCGGAUGUAAGCUGGAGAACUAUGGAGCGUGCCUUCUGUCGUACACUGGCAUCAUAGGCAGCAUAAUAACUCCAAACUACAUUGACAAUUCCACCUCUAAUGUGGCACCCUGGUGUUCCUGCAGUGCCAGCGGCAACCAGCAGGGACAGUGUUCCAGCUUCGUCAACUCUUUCACAGACAACGAUUGCCUCAAAAAUGCGAUUCUAGCUUUCGGCAAUGGAACAGACCUGAACGCAACACCCAACCAAUCAGGCAACUCCAUCCCUACCAGCAACCCCCUGGAGGCUGCCUCCACUCUGCUGGUUACCAAGGAAACAGAGGACCACCUCUUCAGACAACUGCUUCCCACCCAGAGCGCCCAGGAGGGGAAGCUAUGGAGCAAAUCGACUGACAUGUCCCCAGGCAUUUCCAAUGGAGUGCCAUCCAUUCUGAAACCAGUCCUCUGGAGCCCCCUGCUGCUCACACUCACCUACUACUGCCACCAUUAGGGGACGACACACCUGCUGGACUAUGGGACCUUUGUAACUCACCAAUCAGAGGUCUUUCUUAUGUUAUCUUUCAAGUUCUAGAGAGGAAAGAGGACUAUUUGUAAUUGACAUCCAGACCACCACAACAGGCAAUGGAAAAAAACAAGAGUCUCUUUUCAGAGCUCCCUGCUGCUGCGUUGUGAGCGCUGGGAAGAUGUAUUCUCUUCAUUAAUGGAACUACUUUAACAUCUUUUCACAUAGCCUUUCAGACAGACUUUUUACAGACACAUUCCUUUAAAAGAAACACCCCAUUUCUUUUUCUUUUUUUUAAUAUACACUUUGCAAGCAGAUCACGAUACCAAAAUAAGUUAUUCUUAUUUCAUUUCACUCUUACUGUAUUGACUGCUGUUAUUUUACUGACACAUCAAAGCAUUGUGUUAUUAGCCUAUUCCUUUUAAGACAAAGAUACAGUUGGUGUGUAAUACGAUUAUCUUGUUUGAACUGGUGCAAUGUUAGUUGGUAGGAGAAGUGCAGAGCAGGAAGAAAAGACUUUAAACUGGAACAUUGCUGCAAUGAAACUAGCGAAAGAAGAAGAGCUAUCUGUGUCCAUCUGCUAACACUAAAGAUACUUUUUCAGUAGAGUAAUCGGUUCGGCCCAUGUCGUCAAUCCCUUUGAACUUGGUAAAUGAAACAGUAACCAUAGACGAGCAAACAACUGUUUACAGGUGACAGCACAACUACCAGAUAUAUUGGAAAUGUUAUGCUUGGAUGACUACAAUGUUAGUAUGGCAAAUAUCAGUCUGAACUGCCUUUGACCCCUUCCUUUCCUCCAAUGUCAUACCCAGCAUCGGAAGAAGUGUAUUGUGCUGGUGGUAUGCUCAUAUCUCCCCAUAGCAGGAUAUGCGAUAGAUACAGACCUUUUUUACAUGAGUACAUUUUCUUUAAACCAUCUUAAGCAUGGCAAUGUGUGCAGAAACGAGUUGUGCACAGGUUUUGGCCUGCACGUCAUGAAACCUAUCUCAAGAAUAGAAUAUUUUUAUUCACUACUGAACCAGAAUGGGGCAUGUAAAAUGUCUUGUUCUUGUGUAUCCACAAGCAUAGGCCUCUCUGAAGCAGUAGCAUGUUCACCAGGCCAAAUAAUUUUCACCGUCAUGUACAGUAACUUUUGUAGAGUCAGAUAUACAAGCACCACCUGAAUUAACAGUGGCAUAAAGCUAAGUUGACAUGAAUUUCAAAUCGUAUUUUUAUUGCAUAUCGACAUAACUACUCUCUAACAGCAUAAUAUUAAAGUCACUAUUACAGCUAUGCUUCUUAAGACUACCCAAGACUGCUUUUUUCUGAAGCAAGGUAGGGAAUUUAAUUACCAUUGCAAUUUCUGCUGUGAAAGACUGACAUACUUCCCCAUCUCACUUUGUUUGCUGUAAUAGCUAGUAAGCAUAGUAGAUAACAAUCUUGGCAGAUGGAACAAUAGAGAAUCACGUAGAACAAAGAUAAUAGGAUAAUUAAAACAGGUUAAAAAAAAAAAAAAAAUCUAUAGUUAGUUUGGGAUCCUGGUACCCUUUAUCAUUUCCAAAUAAAACUAUGCUUUCUGAUCAGAAAGAAAAAUGGAACUAUGACCCUGUAAAUGUAGGUCUCUAUCUGCAGCAGAUCCUGAGAUGUGGAAAAUGCACAGCCCAACAGAACUAUAUUGACCUUGUCAUACACCUAAAUGCCCUUUAGGGACAGGGUAAGGUCACAUUUGGCAUAUGUCCCACUACAGCAGCUACCACCAUAAAAAUCACGAAACAUUGACAAAUGCAGCACGUGUGAAGCUGAGAUAUUUGAUCAUCUCAGUCGACGUAGUCCUUUUGUACAAAGUAGAGCAUGUGAAGGGUGUACUGGUAACCAUGUUUGAAUCAGUGUAUUGUGGACUCAAUGUUUCAAAUCCUUUGAAAUAACAGUUAGACUUGGAGACAGACACCUUCAGGGGAGAUCACUUGAUGUCUAUCAGAUGGACACAAUUGCUUGUGGAUUUCUAAAUAUCCAGAUUCAUGUUAUUACUGACAAUAAAAGCAACCAUUUAAGAGAGUUGGUGAAAUCACUCUUCAUUCAAUGUUGGGGAAAGGAUGAAACCAUGUUUUAUUUUCAGAAGCACCCUUUUUUUCUUUUCUUUUAAUAUGAAGUCUAUGCUUCAGGGUUAAAAGGAUUACACAGCUAAUCAGUUGAUAACCGUAUCUUCAAAGCACACUUCUAUAAAAGGCUGGCAGUGAUGUUUUGCCUUUUUUGUUGCAUAAAGGAAUGCAAGUUAGAAUUCUGAAUAGGCUACAGUUUUUUUUACAGAGAACGUUAAACAGGUCAACCAUGCAAUGCAAUUGUAAACAAGUCUGACUGAAUAAAGGGAAAUUAGUUAUAUUUCUCCUACAACCACAGUAACAGCAAAGGCAGUUUUGAGAUUUUAUUUUUUAUAAAAUCACAUUGCUUCCUGUUACUUGCUUGUGAUGCAUUUGAAAUAAAUCUAGAUAGUAGUGAAUAGUAAGGGUUCUUUAGUAAUAGGCGUGGGAGGUACUGAAUUUGCUUAUCGGGUUUCAGAACCACGUCUCGCAAACUAUGAUGCAACAUAGCUCUAACUGGUUAAAGAGUUUGUUUAUCUCUGCGUGUGAAGCUGUUGUGGUGGUCAUUGGCUUUCUCCUAUUUUAAUGUUUUACAUCUCCAUUUUUCUAGGGUUGCCAUCUGUUCCUGUUUUCCUGCAUCGUCCUGGUUUUGAUUUAAAUUGGCCUUCCUAGAACACUAAAUGAUCAGUUUAAAAAUUAAACAUUCAGUUUGCAUGAUGGUUUUGACAUGGGCACGGCCCUGCUGUAUGUCUCUGGCACACGGUGCCCCUUCCGGUGUUGGGCUUUAUGUUUAAUAUCUACAUUAUGAACCCUUUAUUUAGCAUAUGAAACCCAUUACUGUUCAGUGAAAAUGUUGCUUUUUAAUCAGAUCCUGCAUCAUACCUUAAUGUCUUCGAUUCCCAGUAGCCUGAAGACAUCCCAGAAAAUGUCUCAUCCUUAACUAUAAAACACUCCACGGUGGUAUACUGUAUGUUGUAAUACAGUAUAAUAAAAAAAUUAAAAUAAACACAAUUUAAAAAAAUCAGUAUUUAACACAUUGAGAAGCAUUGUUAAAAUGCAUUGAAUUUUCUAAAUUCAGUCUCCUCUGGCUGUUAAUA
Molecule: messenger RNA, 4971 nt
Organism: Polyodon spathula (Mississippi paddlefish)
Lineage: Eukaryota; Metazoa; Chordata; Actinopteri; Acipenseriformes; Polyodontidae
Product: GDNF family receptor alpha-4-like
Exons: 8
Coding region: 516-1805 (429 amino acids)
Biological process (GO): nervous system development
Cellular component (GO): external side of plasma membrane; signaling receptor complex
Molecular function (GO): signaling receptor activity
Source: RefSeq, a predicted model, not a curated record